GACGGGACCGACUGCGUGUGAGAGCGAGCCUCCCCCAGCUCCAAUUCAGGGAGAAAACGGCCACCGGAACCGCAGUACACAGUACUGUAUAGGAACUGAUAUAGACCGUGUCCCGGGAGUCCAGUGUGGAGUAGUUUUCGGGUACCAGAGGUGUGGAGGACGGGUCGGCGGACUCAGAAUUACCAAAAAAAAAAAAACAAAAAAACAAACAAAAAAAACAGCAAAAACUCGGUAACUAACACGGAGGCACAAGCCAACAGGACACAUCUGUCCUGCCAGUGUCCCAUCUGCCAUCCUCCAUCUUCAAGAACAUGAAUCAAUGCAGAUGUCAGCCACACUCAGUUAAAUGUUAGUGCUACUUGAGCAGAUAUCGCUCGGCUGGCCGAAGAGGAAAAAGAGGAAAGAGACUGUUCAGGGUGCUGGAAGAUGUCCCUCUGGAUGAUACUGCCUGUUAGCCUCCCAGCUCUCACCAUCACGGGGAUAUGGGUUGUGUACGCCAUGGCCCUGUACAACCAGCAUGUUUGCCCUGUGGAUAACUGGUUGUACAACCAGUCAUGUGAAGAAGAGCUGUAUUUGCAGAGCGGGCCAACCUUGUGCUGCACGCUAGACAAUGUACCUCUCAUCAGUAAAUGUGGGACUCUUCCCCCUGAGAGCUGCUUCUUCAGCCUUAUCUGCAGCACAGGAUCAUUCAUGGUUAUGGUGAUUGUGCUGCUCCGAUAUGCCCACGUAAUUGAGAAGCACAAAAAUUGCGUUCUCAACACGGCGAGUCUCUCCACAGGCUGGAUCUGUGCUGCUGGGCUCAUCAUGGUGGGCAACUUCCAGGUGGAUAAUGCCAAAGUUCUCCACUAUGUCGGAGCAGGCAUUGCCUUCCCUACGAGUAUGCUGUUUGUGUGCCUGCAGUCAGCGCUGACUUACCGACUGGCCAAGACCCAGGGGGAGUACAACGUGGCCCACCUCCGGCUCUGCAUGACCCUGCUGGCCUUUGUAGCCUUGGUGCUCAGUGGUGUGUUUUUCUGUCAGGAGAGCUUCGUCCUGCAACACGCAUCGGCCAUCUUCGAAUGGGUGUUCUGCGUCAUCAUCAUGCUGUUUUACGGGACAUUUGCCUUCGAGUUUGCCAGCAUGUCAGGAGAUACAAUGGUGGUGCUGGCUAGAGGAGGGGCUCUGGGACCUGCUGGGAGAGAACACAAGGUGGAUGCAUUGGGAGCACACCCGCAACCACAUCCGCACCAACCUGAAAACAUGUCCAUACUGUAGCCCACUGGCACAUCUUGAUGCCACACAGUUGGCCUCUUAAUUCCUUUCAAACUCUGGUUGUAGAAUGAGUUUAAUUAUUCAUUUCCAGCCACACUCGCCUGAAGCUUUGAAAUGAACCAGGCCAGUGCAGCAGCCGUUCUUGGCAGAGUGGAUUCUACUGUUUCAGCCACAGGGCCGUAGAUCUGUUACCACAGUGGAGAGCUCAACUUGUAUUGAGCUUUGUGUCUCUAAAGAACUUGUUUGCAUUUUGCACAUUGCACAAGUGUGAAACCAAAUUUUCUCCCAACUCAGUCCUGUCCUCAGUGACCAGCAGUGGACAGAGUAUUUUGUUAAUCAGAUCAAGAAAAUGUGCUGUUCCCGCUGAGAUCCUGUAACCUGUCUCAGUAAGUGGCCUUGGACCAUUUCCACUUCAGGUGACUGCCGUGAUGCUUUCAUUGUCAAGGAGUGAAGGCUGCUGGACGGCCUGGCUGACAGUAUUACAGUAGUUAUAGAGAGACAAGAUCGUGUAUGAGUGUUACAGUGGAAGGUCAGACUUGAGGCUUGUUUUCUCACAAGAGAGUGGAUGAAUGCAAUAAAUUCAAAGAAACAGUCAAAUAGAGUAUAUAAAUGUUUCAGUCAGUACUUAAGGUAGAACAGGGCAGGAGUCUCCAUUUUGCAAUCAUUUAAACCUGAAUUAAGCAAUAUUUUUGAUAUUAACAAAUCAAAUAAUUUUAAUGUCUAAGAGUCAUUCAUAGACUUAACACCCCACUCUACAUAGAUUUUUGCUACUUUUAGCUGACAUUAUUUGGCAAGCAGAAGACCCAGAUAUUUUUCUCAGAAGCUGGUUAACCAAGGCUAAAAGGAAAUUGAAUAUUCGACUCAUUUUUAUUUCAGGCGGCCAAUUAGGAUAAUAAUGUUGUUCUGUGUCUGCUGGAUUUAUAAGUAGUUACAGAAGUUAACCGUAAACACUUUUGCCAAAUUGUUUUGUGAUCAAAAAUUGCUUAACGCAGCUUUAAAAUACACACCAACUUUAUGUUUGAUUAGCAAUUCCACAUAUGCAAGCAUAACACUGUUAACGUACCACUAAAGUAUCCGCGGCACCCACAUCCAGCAAACAUUGUCUUUUUGUGUCUGGAUGCUUUGGGUGAUCUGCCAUGUCAUUAUUUUAAAAGCACACAGAACAUACAAUAAAUCUGGUGCCUCAUAAAUUCAAACCUUUAUGACCAAGUUUUAUUGUUAGGAUCAAUACCCUAUAUCAACCUUAAACCUCAAAUAGUAUUUGAUUCAGCUUCGUCUCUGUAGAGUUCUGCCAAAGAAUAUGAAAGAGAGAUGACAAAGUGUCAAGAGGCCAAACGUGUACCAGCUAAUUCAAGCCAGAGCACUGGGUUUAUUGAGUUUAGUGACGAGGCAUCACACAUGUUUUCAGGUCUCAGUCUCAUUAUUCCCCAACAAGGAGGGACUCAACAUGGUCUUAUUGCUUUACCUUCUUACUUUUUUUAAUUUGAAUUCUCAGAACUCUCCAUAGUUGGAGUUUCUACUGCAUGUCCACCUGGUGUAGCGGGACAAAGGGAAAGGGAAGGAUUUGUAAUGUCAGACAUAACUGAGAUGAACUGUCCUGCCUCUGUGUUAGUGUACAGCAGUACGUGCCAAAUAUCAGUCUGCCUAUGGCAUUGGUGCUAAAACACAUAAGGCCUUAACCUGUCUUUUCCCCCUGAGUUUAGCUAUGAGUAUGAUAAAUGACAGCAAUAAGAUGGAGACAUAGGGUUUGUGGAGGAGCGGGGUCUUAAGGAUUGCAUGAAUGCCUGUGAGUGCCAGGAAAACCAAAGCAGAUGUUUGGCACCACAGAUUCAUUGACAUUGAAAAAUGCUCCCUGCUAAAACCUAAACUGACUUGAUAUCUUGGUAUCUGUAGCUUGGCCUCAUGGCUUAGGGGGAGUUGUGAGGAGUUCCAGGUAAAUAUCCUCUGUUGAGAGGUCACAUGAGUCGUUAACCCUUCCGGUCAUCAUGUGAGUCGUUAGGAUCGCAUGGGUCAAGGUGUAGAUGGGUGCUAACACCUUGAGGGUUGUUAGGGUAACAGGUGAAUCAUUGACGUGUUUCCUUAAUAUGUUUAUGUUUAUGUUAGGUAUCCACAUACCUAAACCAGUGGUUCGGGGCUGUGGCUGGUUUAGGUAUGCGGAUGACACCUGGGUAAAAAUAAGAACCCAUGAAACUGAAUCCUUCACUGAACACAUCAAUGCAGUGGACAGCAACAUCAAGUUCACUCCUGAGGAUGUCAGUGGAAAUAGCCUAGCCUUCUUGGAUUGUGCGGUGCACAUUGAGAAUGACAGAAACCUCAACAUUGAAGUAUGCCGGAAACCCACACACAGAUCAAUACCUUCUGUUUGACUCUCACCACCCAAUGGAGCGCAAACUGGGGGUCAUCAGAAACCUGCACCAUUGGGCUCAGAAUGUUCCCACGAGGUCAGAGGUGAAAGAGAAGGAACAUAAACACAUAAAGUAAGCACUUAGAACUUGCGGUUAUCCCAAAUGGGCCUUUGUCAAAACCGCAAAAAGAGGCAGAACAGACAUUGCUGGAUUAUCCAAAAAACUCAGGAGGCUCUUCCACAAACAUAACAUCCCUGUGCAUUUCAAGCCCAGUAACACUCUGAGGCAAAAACCUGUCCACCCAAAGGACAAAGUUCCCAGGCACAAGCAGAACAAUGUAGUUUACACAGUCCAAUGCAGCGAGGAGUGCAGAGACCUGUACAUUGGGGAAACUAAACAACCGCUAUGUAAUAGCAUAGCACAACACAGGAGAGCCAGUUCCUCAGGUCA
Molecule: messenger RNA, 4046 nt
Organism: Xiphias gladius (swordfish)
Lineage: Eukaryota; Metazoa; Chordata; Actinopteri; Istiophoriformes; Xiphiidae
Exons: 8
Coding region: 427-1254 (275 amino acids)
Source: RefSeq, a predicted model, not a curated record